Molecule: messenger RNA, 1734 nt
Organism: Fusarium keratoplasticum
Lineage: Eukaryota; Fungi; Ascomycota; Sordariomycetes; Hypocreales; Nectriaceae
Exons: 7
Coding region: 1-1734 (577 amino acids)
Molecular function (GO): CoA-ligase activity
Source: RefSeq, a predicted model, not a curated record
AUGGUCUUUCUACCUCCCCCCUCAGUCCCAAAGCUCCCCUUUGAUCCUCCCGACUCAAUCACCAUCCCCGAGUUUGUCUUCUCCGACAAGUACGGCCGGAAGCCCUUGUCACGGUCUAGAAGGCCCUACACCUGCGGCAUCACUGGAAAGUCGUACACCACCUCCGAGGUCGAGGAGCGCGAGAAGCUGCUCGCCCGCGCGCUUGCGAAGCGCCUCGGCUAUGACUUGACCGACGGCACAGAGUGGGACAGGGUUCUUGCGCUGUACUCCCUAAACACGAUUGACUACAUUCCCUUGACCCACGCCGUCCACCGUCUCUCCGGCAUUGUCACCCCCGCCAGUGCCGCAUACUCUGCCCAGGAGCUCCAGCACCAGCUCGUCUCGUCCGGCGCAAAUGCCCUCUUCACCUGCGUCCCUCUUCUAGACAAUGCCCUUGUCGCGGCCAAGGGCGCCGGUAUCCCCGAGGAUCGCGUCUUUCUCCUCCCAGUUCCUGGCUUUGAGGCCAAGGCUCCGUUCAAGACUGUCGACGACCUGAUCGCUGAAGGCAAGGAUGCUCCUGAACUCAAGCCUCUGAACUGGGUCAAGGGUCAGGGUGCGCGACAGGUUGCCUACCUGUGCUAUUCCAGUGGAACUUCUGGUCUUCCCAAAGCUGUUCAAAUCAGCCACCGUAAUGUAAUCGCAAACAUCCUGCAGAUGACCAUCCAAGACGGCGUUGGUCGCAAAGCCGCCGGCGUCGACACUCAGGUCCAGCUCGGUCUAUUGCCCCUCAGCCACAUUUACGGACUCGUGCCCGUUGCCCAUUAUGGCUUGUAUAACGGCGAUGAGACCGUCAUUCUCCCACGCUUUGAACUCAAGAUGCUGCUGUCCGCUAUCCAACGGUUCAAGAUUGAGCAGAUGGCCCUCGUGCCCCCGAUCAUGAUCCACAUGUUGAGUAGCCAAGCUGAGUGCGCCAAGUACGACAUCAGCAGCGUGCGCUUCAUCUUCAGCGGCGCUGCUCCCCUUGGAAAGGAGACCAUGGAAGACCUUCUGAAGGUGUGGCCUAAGUGGAACAUUUGCCAGGGCUAUGGCCUCACCGAGACGUCCCCUGUCGUCACAUCCACCAGCGAGCUGGACAUCGACGCUGGUACCUCGGGUACUCUCCUCCCUGGCCUCAAGGCCAAGCUCGUCGACACCGACGGGAGUGAAAUCACCGAGUACAACAAGCCCGGUGAACUCCUCGUCCAGGGCCCGACAAUCGUCCUGGGCUAUCUCAACAACGCCAAGGCGACUGCCGAGACCUUUGUGCACCACGAAGAUGGCCGCUGGAUGCGCACCGGCGACGAGGUUCUCGUCCGCAAGUCACCCAAGGGCAACGAGCACUUUGUCGUUGUGGACCGUAUCAAGGAACUCAUCAAAGUCAAGGGCCACCAGGUUGCUCCUGCGGAGCUCGAGGCUCACCUUCUUAGCCACCCACUCGUCUCGGAUUGUGCGGUCAUCCAGGUUCCCGAUCUGCGAGCCGGCGAGGUGCCCAAGGCGUUUGUCGUCAAGGCUCCCGAAGCCAAGGGCAAGUCUGACGACGAGGUGAAGCAGAGCAUCAACAAGUUCGUCGAGGAACACAAGGCAAAGCACAAGUGGUUGAAGGGAGGCAUCGAGUUUAUCGAUGUUGUGCCCAAGAGCCCCAGUGGCAAGAUCUUGAGACGGUUGUUGCGAGACCGAGAGAAGCAGGCUCGCAAGGAGAAGGGAGCCAAGCUAUAG